AAAAAGCAAACAAGUUGAAAAAGUAGAAAAAGAAAAGAUGAACAUACAGCACAUGAAAAACAAAUAGAAAAAAAAAAACAAUAACCUGGUGGCAUAAGUUUACACACCCUUCUAUAAUGGGUCAUGUGACUGUGCUCAGAAUGAACCAAUCACAUUCAACCUCAUGUUCAAAAGUAAUUAUCAUCCAGCCGUCAUCACUGAAAUUAUUCUGAUUAACUCUAAAUAAAGAUCAGAUGUUUCUGUACGAUCUUCUUCACAUCUUCUUGGUUUCAUCCGACUGCUGAAUCCAAAGAGUUUACAAAGCCUGUAAAGGAUCUCACUGUGGAAAGGAAUCGAUCAGGAGAGCGGUACAGAAGAAUUUCCAAAACAUUAGAUGCACCAUGGAACACCGUGAAGACCAUCAUCAACAAGUGGAGAAAAUGGAGCGCCACAGUGACAUCACCAAGAACAGGACGUCCCUCCAAAAUCGACGAAAGGAGAAGAAGAAAUCUUAUCAGGGAGGCUGCUGAGGGACCUACAGUAACAUUAAAGCAGCUGCAGGAACAUCUGGUGAGUACGGGUCACUCCCUGCAUGAGAUACAAUCUCUCGUGUUCUGCACAUGUCUGGGCGGCUAGACAGAAGCACUUUCUCAUAAAAAAAAACAUCCAAGCCCUAAAUCUCCCCAAACCAUGUGGCGAAAUGUUUUCUGAUCUGAUGAGACUAAGGUAGAACUAUUCAGAUAUAAUUCUAAAAGAUGUGUUUGGUGCAAAAACAAGACAGCUCAUCACCCAGAGAACACCACACCCACGGUGAAGCAUGGUGGUGGCGGCAUCAUUCUGUGGUUCUGCUUCUCUUCAGCUGGGACUGAGGCUCUGGUCCAGAUGGAGGGAAUCAUGGAUCGCUCCAAAUAACAAUCUGUUUUAGCACAAUAGCUGCAGGAUUCUGUUAGACAGCUGAAGAUGAAGAAACAUUUCACCUUCCAGCACGAUAACGACCCGAAGCUCUAAUCCAAGUCAACAAAGGAACGGCUUCAGAAGAAGAAGAUCAGCGGUUUGUUAUGGUCCAGUCAGAUCUACAUCCUACUGAAAACCUGUGGAAUGAGGUGAAGAGGGCUGUGUGCAGGAGAUCCGCUCGCUAUCUGAUAGAUGUGGAGCGUUUUUGUAAGGAAGAGUGGAAUAAAAUGAGCAGAUGAAGAAGAGCUGAGUGUGUAGACUCUCACCCAAAAACACCGAGUGCUGAACUACAGCCAAAAGCUGCUUUAAUAAAGUGUCAGUUACAGGGGCGUGUAAACUUAUGCAACCAGGUUAUUGUACAUUUUUUCUUCUUUUUUCCUGUAAAAUGUUUUUGUUUGUUUUUCACUUGAAUUUUGUUGAAAGAAAGAAAGAAAGAAAGAAAGAAAGUAAGAAUAGAACGUGACCUCACACUCUUUACUGUAACUCACACACUCUGGUAGCUUCGUCACAUUCCACACUGAGGCAACACUGAACAUAAACACACACGCCUGAGUGUGUGUGUGUGUGUGUGUGUGUGUGUGUGUGUGUGUGUGUAUAUAUAUGUGUGUGUGUGUGAAGGGCCGCUAUUCAAAAUCAGAAGGAUGGUGCCGCCUCUGCAGAACGUUCUGGAACAUCUGACCUUAUUCUGAUCUUCACAUGAAGUAGUGAGAACACACACACACACACACACACACACACACACACACGCACACACGCGCACACACACACACGCGCGCACACACACUAUAACUCUACACACUCUCAUUUAGUGAAGCAGAAGGUAAACUCGGUCUUCUCUGAGAGCUUCCUGGAAAAAAGUCCAUGUGUUUUAAUGAAUUUAAAACAUUUUUAAUAUUUUUUAAAAUUUCUUUUGCAGUUUUUUUCUUUCUGUUUAUCGACAUUAGCGACUAAAAUUAAAUCGACAGUUUUUUCAGGUAUGUCUGUGUUUUAAAGUUCUUUUUGCGAAGCAUGGAAGACUCCAGCGCGCUGCUCCGGCUCCUCUGCUCUGUCGCCAUUGUGACCUCAGUGACCUCAGUGACCUCAGCGACCUCAGUGACCUCUGACCCUCUGGGAUGCUGUGAGGAUUUUCAUCAGCAGCAGGAGACGCUGAAGGAAAGAAUAAAGAGACACGAAUCUCAGUCCGUCUCUGAUUUCAUGCAGCACCAACAUCCAGAUCCCACAAACCAGGAGUUUAACGCAGAACCGCCUCCUACAGGCCUGGAGUUAGAGCUCGGCUCAGGUUUAGACUCUGAAAGCGAAGAAGAUGUGAAGAAAGACGAGACUGAUAUCAUUCCUGCUGAGACAGACGGCGUGCCCAGGACAAACACGACCUCGCUGCGUCACCAGAACAGCCAAGCGCUUGAAUGUGCUUGGGUCAAAGGUCAACCCCUGGCGGAACACUUGGUUCCUCCACAACCAUCGGCGUCAUCUAUAAUUUCUGAAGAGGAAAGUUCAGAUCGGAGCUCAAUUUCAGCAGCUCCGUGCAGCGAUGCCGUGAUUCACGAAAGUGUGACAGCAAAGAACAUCUCAUCAGCCGCUGCCAUGGAAACCGGCGAUGACAUCACUCCGGCUAAUAAAGGUAUGCCAUCAGAGGCCGUGCAGCCAAGUACAGACGAGAUGGAUGAGAAAAUAUCUCACCAGCCAGACAUGGCAUCACCAAAAGGGGAGAAGAUCAUAGAAGAAGAGAUUAAAAGAAAUGAGAGUUUUAUGUUAGCAGAACCGAAAAGUUGCGACCCGAGUCCUGAAGUCUGUCCCACCAGAACCGGAGGAGAACCAGCCACGCCCACACUGAGAGAUCAGCAUCUCAUUGGUUCACCUGGAAAUACAGGACUGCAGGGACAUCAGGGUCCUCCUGGUCUGCCUGGAGCUCCAGGACCAAAAGGAGAAAAGGGCUUUGCAGGAAUGAUGGGUCGUACAGGACGCACAGGUUACCGAGGGCCCAUUGGUCCGCCCGGCAUUCCUGCCAUCAUCGUGUGGACGACAUCGGAGGAAGAAUGGCAAGAGUUUAAGAAGAGUAAACUCUACAAAAAGCUCAUGGCGUCAUGGCCGAGACAGAAAGGACGACCAGGACCACUGGGGCGACCCGGAGAUCCCGGUCCACCUGGCCGUCUAGGAGUUCCAGGGAAACAGGGCAAGAAAGGAGUCGCAGGGCCGAUUGGGAGAGCAGGACCACCUGGGAUGCCUGGACCUCCUGGAAGACCAGGCCAAGAUGGCACACCAGGAAGAGCCGGAGAAACGGGCCAAUCGGGACCACGAGGGGAAAACGGUCCGCAGGGAUACAGAGGAGAGCGAGGCAGUAAAGGGGAGCCGGGUGAGUGGGGUUACACUGGAGAACGCGGACCUCAGGGCCAGAAAGGCAGGAAAGGAGAGAAGGGAAAUAAAGGCGAAGCUGGCCUGACUGGAAUCACUGGCUAUGUUGGGCCACCUGGACCUCGAGGACAGCGGGGGAUUAUGGGAGCACCUGGUCAUCCUGGAGAACCUGGAUGGCCCGGGUUUACAGGAGCUCCAGGUCCAACAGGUCGUAUGGGGCCGAGAGGUGCAAAGGGCUUGAGUGGAGUUAAAGGACCUCCUGGUCAGCCUGGUGAGAUCGGCGCGAGAGGAGAGGUCGGGAAACCAGGAGAUCCAGGUUCUGAUGGCAUUACCGGAUUUCACGGAGACGGCGGGCCGCAGGGUAAACCAGGGCGAGAUGGACCUCCAGGUCCCAAAGGAGAUCCUGGACAGAUUGGAAAUGAAGGAGCUAUUGGAGACCCGGGACCACCAGGACCACCAGGUGCUGCUGGAAAAGCGGGAAAACCAGGACCCUCAGGUGAUCCAGGUGUGAAAGCUGAGCGAGGAGAUAAAGGAGAUCCCGGUGAAAAAGGAGAACAAGGUUCUCCAGGACCUCCUGGUUCUCCCGGGUUCCGUGGUCGAGCAGGUCGUUCAGGUGUUCAGGGAGAACCCGGGCCGAGUGGAUCCACUGGAUCACCAGGACCACAAGGUUUGGAAGGAGGUGCUGGAGAUCAGGGCAAACAAGGCAAAGACGGCCCCAAGGGGGAACGAGGUCCUGAUGGUAUAACUGGAGUUCCGGGACCAAGAGGUGAUAAGGGUCGGCCGGGACGAGGUGGAUUCACUGGUCUGCCAGGACCUUUGGGGCAAAUGGGAAAAUCAGGAGAGCGAGGACCUGAAGGAGAGCCUGGUAUCAAGGGUAGAGCAGGAUUUCCAGGAGGACCUGGAGCGAAAGGCCUGAAGGGACUGCAGGGUUUUCCAGGGAUUCAAGGGCAGGAUGGAAUUCACGGUUCUCCAGGACUGACAGGAGCACUAGGAGCAAAUGGAGACAUAGGUUCUUCAGGACCCAGGGGUUUCCAGGGAAAGCCUGGUGCUCCUGGUGUACAAGGUCCUGUUGGAAAAAGUGGAGAUCCAGGAAGUAGGGGAAUUGCUGGCAAACCUGGAAAGCCUGGAGUGAUGGGAAUCAAAGGCACUGAGGGUCCAAAGGGGCUUCCUGGCAGUCCAGGGCAGAAGGGAGUUCGAGGACAUGAAGGUCCUAAAGGAAAACCUGGACGUCCAGGAGCUCGAGGUCUGCCGGGAGUAAAGGGUUACAGAGGACCUGCAGGUGUACAGGGGAAUAUGGGUGUGUGGGGUAAGAUCGGCCUCCAGGGGUCACCAGGAGAUCAAGGGCCUCAAGGACCAGCUGGACCUGUAGGGGUGCCCGGAUAUCCGGGCAAAGAUGGACCAGUAGGAGCUUUCGGACCUCAAGGAGAAACAGGAGAUAAGGGAGUAACAGGAGCAGAGGGAGUGGAGGGAGUGUCAGGUGUCGAUGGUGAGGAGGGCGCGGUUGGAAUCAUCGGCUCAGUCGGGCCUCUGGGAUUUAAAGGACCACCGGGUGAAAAGGGAAGUCCUGGAUUCCCUGGAGUUCCUGGAUUAAAAGGUGUCAGAGGAGAAAGAGGGCAUCGAGGACCAGCGGGAAUAAAAGGCACGCCUGGACGAGAAGGACAGAGUGGCCUUCAAGGGCAAUCGGGAGAGCAGGGACCCCCUGGAGAAAAGGGUCAGUCUGGUUCCAGAGGACGUCCGGGUUCAGCGGGUAAAUAUGGACCAGGCGGUAAAACCGGACCCGAUGGUGCAAAGGGUGAUAAAGGUGAACAGGGACUUACUGGCGAGAGCGGGAUCCUGGGGCCUCCAGGUCCUGCAGGUGCAUCAGGAUUAUCAGGUUUAAUCGGAAACAGAGGUCUUGCUGGAAGAAAUGGACGCCAGGGGCUGAAAGGAGAUUUUGGUGAACGAGGGAAACCUGGAGCGCAGGGGGAACCAGGACCAGCAGGUAUUGAAGGGUUGAGAGGAAAGAAAGGAGAGACUGGAGAACGAGGCAAAUAUGGACCUGUGGGACCCCUGGGUCCUAAAGGGCCUCCUGGAGAAAAAGGCACACCAGGACCUGCUGGACCGCCAGGUAACACGGGGGUCAAAGGUCACCCAGGACCAAAGGGGGAAAUGGGACUUCCUGGAAACAGAGGCAGCAAAGGCAUGGCUGGAAAACCGGGAGUUCAAGGCUUGAACGGAAAACGUGGCUCUCGUGGGAAUCCAGGGAAACCAGGUCUCAGUGGCACUGAUGGUUUACUGGGAGUUCAAGGCAAUGAGGGAGAUCCGGGUGACAGAGGACGUAGAGGACCCCCGGGAAGACCAGGAAAGCCUGGCAGACCAGGUCCAGCAGGAGUUCCUGGGUUUCAGGGGAAACGAGGAGUGACUGGGUUAAAGGGUUCCUCUGGAGAAACGGGAGAACCUGGACCUCCUGGACCUGUCGGUCCAAGCGGGAUUCCUGGACUUAGUGGUGAAAAGGGACACUUCGGUCUUCCAGGACAAAAGGGAAUUUCUGGUAUCCCGGGAAUCCCAGGAGCUGUCGGAACACCAGGACCGAAGGGAAAAGAAGGUGUUGCAGGACCUAAAGGCCAGGCAGGUCCAAAAGGUGCACAGGGUGAUGCAGGUCCUCGUGGUCCUCCAGGUCAGCCCGGCCUUCCUGGUCUUCCUGGCAUUUUAGGGAAGAAGGGACUGAAGGGUGUGCGAGGAUCCUCAGGGCCGAAAGGACAGACAGGACAAAGAGGAGAGCCGGGGAAACCAGGACUUCCUGGACCUCGAAAAACAAAACAAAGCACCACCGAGACGACUCGAAGCGGAUCACAAAAUACAACCAAAUUAAAAUCUCACAGAAGCCAGAGAUCUCAAAACUCUGCUCACGAGAACGCAGACGCAGAAGAUCAGCCUCGAGGAACUAAAGAGCGUCCGGCGUCUACUUGCAGAGAGCUCGCACUCGAUCAUCCUCACCUCCAAGACGGAUUUUACUACGUGGAUCCGAAUCACGGCUCUCCUUUUGAUGCGCUGCAGGUUUUCUGUAAUUUUACAGCCGGUGGACAAACCUGUGUCUCUCCUGUCCAAUCACAGUUUGUAGGAACGCGGCGUGUGUCGACGGGAAACACAUCACAGAGGUUUAGUGAAGUGCAGAGCGACUCCAGGGUUGAAUAUUCGCAGCUCGACGUUGUUCAGCUGAGGUUUCUGCGUCUGCACAGUGAUUCUGUUACACAGACCCUCGUCGUGUCCCGAUCCGCUGCUCCACGGCUCACUGCAGCAGAUUUACAUUUUCUGGGAGAUUCUGGAAGUGAAAUCCGUUUUUCCGAUGCUGCUGAACGGAGGAACGGCUGUGAGGUCCAGAUAAGAUUUUCAGGAAAAGGAGAAAAGAUGAAUCUGCUUCCCAUCAGAGAUCUGCGUUUAUCAGAAGCAGAAAAACAGCAAGAAACAAACUUCAGAGCUGAAAUUGGACCUCUGUGCUUUUUAUAGCGCCAUCCAGAGGCACUGAGGAGACACUGCACUUACAAUUAAAAAGAGUUUGAGGCUCAUAGAAAAAAAACACAGUUCCUCUCAGUCUGAAAUAUAAAUCAUAUAAAUGUAAAUAAUGCUUGCUGUAAAAUACGGUUAAUCUCACUGAAUGAAUUUUAUUCUACGUUUUUUUACACUUUGUUUCUGGAUGGAAUCGGAGUCUGACAGCGGAGAGAAAAUCGGUUAAAGAGCACAAAUAUUCUUUUAUUAUUUAUUUUUGUGUAAAAGCUUUUUAGCACAGUAAUGAAAUAUCAGAAUGAAAUUUUGUUAUUUUGUAAAGUUUUGUUUUCACAAAUAAUAAAAAAAAUCUUGUUUUGUGUAAAAGAAAUGAGAAAUAAAUAAAGUUUGGAUCACACAA
This is a messenger RNA of Pangasianodon hypophthalmus (striped catfish), 7165 nucleotides long. Its product is annotated as collagen alpha-1(I) chain. Gene Ontology annotation, molecular function: extracellular matrix structural constituent. NCBI's taxonomy places the organism in Eukaryota, Metazoa, Chordata, Actinopteri, Siluriformes, Pangasiidae. Bases 1942 to 6768 code for a protein of 1608 amino acids. The transcript has 66 exons. The record is from RefSeq and is a predicted model, not a curated record.